This is a messenger RNA of Acaulospora morrowiae, 909 nucleotides long. NCBI's taxonomy places the organism in Eukaryota, Fungi, Glomeromycota, Glomeromycetes, Diversisporales, Acaulosporaceae. The record is from the annotation of a GenBank genome assembly.
AUGGCAGUCGCACAGGAUCAUUGGGCCGCACGAUGGGUUCCUUGUAGUAACGGCGAAGUACCACCAGGUGCAUUCGUGUACGAAGACUACAAUAUCGCUCGGGCGCAAUUUCAAGGAGGCUUGCAAGUUGGAUAUGUUUCGAGAGAACAGAGAGGAUGUGUCAUUAGUUGGGGUGGAAAAGAACAUGUCAUUUCCACGUACGAAGUACUUACGGGAGAUCAAAAUCAAUUUCGAUGGGUUUCAUUUUCAGGAGGCGGUAGGCCACAAAAUUUUAUCCCUUUAAAGGGAGGAUACGAAGCUGAUGGAAAGGAGUUGUACAUCGCCAUGGUAAAUGGGCAUAUUGGAAAAGCCGGACAAGCGCUUUAUAUCCGUGUUAUGGACAAGAACUUCAUGCUUAUGAUUAUGAAUUGUUGGCGUUCUUAUAACUUUACUGUGUCCAAGGAAAUUCCUUUUGGAGAAGAUUCGAAAGAAGCCACCACAUGGGUUAGGGCACAUGAUGGUCAUAUUCCCCCGAACGCGUUCCAUGCUGAUUUCCAUUCUGGUCAAGUUAUUGCCCGAGCACACUUCGAAGGAGGAAUACACGUCGGAUAUGUUGAACCCAGUCGGGGUGGAUGUGUCAUUGGCUGGGGAGGGAAGGAAUAUCUCAUUCAUGAGUACGAAGUACUCACAGGUGAUCAAAAUCAAUUUCGAUGGCAUGAAUGUUCUGGAGCGACACGACCUCAAUUCUUCAUUCCUUUGAAGGCAGGUCAAGAAAAGGAUGGAAAAGAGCUGUACAUUGCUAAAGCAAAUGGGCGUAUUGGUAAAUCCGGUAAACAUUUGAUCGACGGCAUGUCAUACGCUUGUGAUGGGCGUGAGUAUCGCGAGCAAAUGCUUUUCCAAAUUGAUGUUACAGAUGCACAUGUGUUCUAG